This is a messenger RNA of Olea europaea var. sylvestris, 3926 nucleotides long. RefSeq names its product nucleolar protein 14-like. Bases 1 to 3444 code for a protein of 1147 amino acids. NCBI's taxonomy places the organism in Eukaryota, Viridiplantae, Streptophyta, Magnoliopsida, Lamiales, Oleaceae. The transcript is spliced from 22 exons. Gene Ontology annotation, cellular component: small-subunit processome; nucleolus; Noc4p-Nop14p complex. Gene Ontology annotation, biological process: maturation of SSU-rRNA. The record is from RefSeq and is a predicted model, not a curated record.
AUGUCGUCGUUGAAAUAUGACAUAGAGAAAUUUGACAGGAAAAUCAAGUUUGGUUUGUGGCAAGUACAAGUUAGGGAUUUAUUGAUUCAAACUGGACUGCACAAGGCUUUGAAAAGAAAAUCAACCAAGAGUUAUUGCAAUGAAGCUAAAUCCAGUAUGAGCAAUGAGGAUUGGGAAGAAUUGGAUUUGAAGGCUGCAAGCAUAAUACGUCUCUGUCUAGCUAAAAACGUUCUUACAAAUAUUCAUAGAAUAUCUGCUACAAAGGAACUAUGGGAGAAGUUAGAAGAACUAUAUCAAACGAAGAGCCUCUCAAAUCGAUUGUACUUGAAGGAGCAAUUUCAUUCAUUGCUCCUGGAGGCAGGUACGAAAAUCUCAAACCAUCUGAGUGUUCUCAAGGGAAUUGUUUUAGAACUGGAGGCUAUUGGAGUGAAGAUAGAUGAUGAGGAUAAGGGGAAGGAAACUGUGAGUUUUGUAGAAGUGAAAAGCAACUUGAUCUCAGAAGAAAGAAGACUAGGGGGACAGAAUACUCCAUCUGACAAUCUGCGAAAUUGUCUAAAAGGUGAAGCACGGUCAGCUAAUUGCUUGGGGUCGGACAAUGUGUCUCUCUCGACGGAGGUGGACGCGGAUGUAUGUGAUGGUACUGUGAUGUCGAUGAUUGAUGAGCUCUCUGGAAAAAGUAUGAGACUGUUAAAGAGAGUAUUCGUUGUUGAUAAAGAGUCAUUAUGCUCCAUGGGUUCUGAGCACCGUGAACCUAUCGAUGCACACCAAGGGAAAGACACCAUAUUCGAGAUUCGAAAAUUCGACGGCGAAGAAAUUGAAGCAAAAACUAGGUCGAAUAAGGUUUUUUUGGAAAGGAAAUUUGAGGACACAGCUUUCUUGAGAUUGGGUGAUGGAAUUAGCCCUACAUGCGAUACCUAUGGGAUCCAGAUUGGUGAUGGCCAAGCCAUCUUUCACAUUGCUUCUUUAGUUCCAACAACCAUCCAUCUAUUAUCUAUAUAUAAUCCAGUAAGACCUGAUAAUUGUCUACCCAUGAGAGAAUAUAUUAUUUCAUUAUUUGAUCCUCCUUUUCAUUCUUCUCUUUUGUAUAAACUAAUUUUACUUUUUUGUGCAGAGAAGUCAACUAUUUUAGGGCAACUUGAUCCCCAUGGGGAAGAGAACGAUUUAGAAGAAAGACUCGUGGCAGAGGAAAAUAGGAAGAAGAGCAAGAAAGAGGUCAUGAAUGAGAUUAUUUUGAAGAGCAAAUUUUUCAAGGCUGAAAAGGCGAAGGAUAAAGAAGAAAAUGAACAGUUUAUUGAACAAUUGGACAAAGAUUUUGCAUCUAUAGUUCAGUCUAAGGCAUUGUUAUCAAUGACACAACCCAACAAAAUGAAAGCUUUGAAAGCUCUUGUAAACAAGAAUAUCUCAAUUGAUCAUGCUGAGAAAGAAGGAACCAGUGCUGUCCAGGAUAAAUUUUCCUUUCAACAGGAAAAGCCUGAUACUUAUGACAAACUUUUCGGUGAGAUGGCAAUGGAUAUGCGUGCUCGACCUUCAGACCGUACAAAGACACCUGAAGAGGUUGCUCAAGAGGAGAAAGAGCGCUUAGAGCGGUUGGAGGAAGAACGUCAAAAGAGGAUCGCUGGUGAUGACUCCAGUGAUGAAGAUAUUGAUGAGGAGGCUUCCACUAAGCAGCAAAGAUCUAUAUCUGGAGAUGAUCUCGGUGAUUUCUUCUCUCAUGAUGCACUGCCAAGAACUAAAUUGGGCUUGAUUUCUGAGAUCUUGAGAAGUGAGAAUGAAAAUGAUCUCGAGAGUGAUGAUGAUGAUGAUGCUGCUUCUGAAGAUUCAGAAGAUGACAAGGACAAUGAUGAUGACGAAGGAUCUGAUGAUGACGAUGACGACGACGACAGCAAGAUUCAAUCUCUCAAGGACUGGGAGCAAAAUGAUGAUGACAAUAUUGACAGUUAUUCAGAAGAUGGAGGAGAAGAUGAAGAUGGCGAUAUUGAUAGUGAAGAUGAAAAAGAUGAUGAUAUUGGCAUAUGUGUGGAGACGACAAAUGAUAAGAAGCCAUCAGGAAGUAAGGGAAAGCAAAAGGAUAGUUUGGGUGCCGGCAAAGUGAAAGAAAAUAUCAAAAAAAAUAUACUUGAGCAAGGGGAACUUCCCUAUACAAUUGAAGCUCCUCGAUCCUUUGAAGAAUUUAGUGCACUAUUGGAUAAUCGUUCUGGUGAUCAAAUUGUUGAAGCUAUCAGGCGAAUCCGUACAUUUAAUGCAAUUUCUGUUGCCGUAGAGAACCGGAAGAAAAUGCAGGUAUUUUAUGGUGUGUUGUUGCAAUAUUUUGCUGUUUUGGCUAAUAAAAAGCCACUGAAUAUCAAGCUACUGAAUUUGCUUGUCAAGCCACUGCUGGAAAUGAGUUCAGAGAUCCCAUACUUUGCAGCAAUAUGUGCUCGUCAAAGGUUGCUUCACACUCGGACCCAGUUUUGUGAGGAUGUUAAGAAUACAGGUUGUUGGCCUUCUAUGAAGAUUCUAUUUCUUUUGAGGCUGUGGUCCAUGAUUUUUCCUUGCUCUGAUUUUCGCCAUGUGGUCAUGACACCUGCCAUCUUGUUGAUGUGUGAAUACCUUACACGGUGUCCUGUAAUGUCUGGUCGGGAUAUUAUAAUUGGUUCCUUUUUGUGCUCUAUGGUGCUCUCUAUCAGUAGACAAUCUCAAAAGUUUUGUCCUGAGGCAAUAAUGUUCAUACAAACUUUGCUAAUGGCAGCUUUGGAUAAAAAAACAAGUAUUUUUAUUGUUAUGCAGCUGUAUCGUCUUAUGGAAAUUAAAGCACUCAGGCCACUUCUCUGCUUGCAAGGUCAAGUGGAAAAGAUCAAUUCACUAGAUUUCCUAAUGUUAAUGGACUUGCCAGAUGACUCACCUCAUUUCAUCUCAGAUACAUUCAGGGCCGGCGUUCUUUUUGCUAAUAUUGAAACACUGAAAGGAUUUGUGAAAAGUUAUGAAGGAUUUAAAUCUUUUCCAGAGAUAUUUUUGCCAAUUUCCAAAUUACUCGGUGAAUUGUUGAAACAAGAUUACAUACCAGAUGCAUUACAGGUCCAAAUCAUAGACGUUAACCAACUUAUUGAAAAGAAAGCACAGGAAUACCACUUGCUGCGCCAACCAUUACGAAUGCGAAAGCCAAAGAUUAUUAAAACUGAGAUUCCUAAGUUUGAAGAGAACUUUGUAAAGGGAAGAGAUUAUGAUCCAGAUCGUGAGCGAGCUCAAAGGAAAAAAUUAAAGAAACUUUUGAGACAGGAAGCUAAAGGUGCCGCCCGUGAAUUGCGGAAAGAUAAUUACUUCUUGUUGGAGGUUAAGGAAAGGGACAAGGCACAACUGUCAGAAGAAAGAGCUGAAAAAUAUGGACAAGCUAAAGCUUUUCUCCAAGAACAAGAGCAUGCAUUUAAAUCGGGACAAUUGGGAAGAAGCAAGAAGAGGAGGAGAUGAAGUCUAUAUAUUUUGUAGUUUGUCUUCAUUUCGUUGUGUGAUUUGAGUGCCCUGCUUGCCAUUCAUUGGGCACAAGCAAGCUCUGUUCAUGUUCGUAUAUUGAACUGAGACGAUAGGCAUCAAUUCUUGAUCGAGCAAACUUCAGUCAAGUUCUGAAAUUUGCGUAUCAUCUAUAAAUUAUGGAGUGCUUUAACCCAAUAGGGUAGUUCAGUGGUCAGGUAUUGGGUUUGAUCUCCAAUGGUCACCAAUUCGAAUCCCCUUAGAGCCACUAAAGAGAGUAUCCGACUGUAAACUUUAGGGUUUCGUGGAAUUAGUUGAGGUGUGCGUAAAUUAGUCCGGACAUUUAUGGUCAUAAAAAUAAAUAAAAAAUAUUAUGGAGUGCUUUAUUUUGCCAUGUGUAAUUUAUCAUUUUCAUCGCAAUUACUUGUGCCCACUUCCCAAAAAAGGUGAAAAUUAUUAAUCUAAAUUGAAAUUAUAUUUGA